Acyrthosiphon pisum (pea aphid) is the source of this 990-nucleotide messenger RNA. RefSeq lists its product as uncharacterized. NCBI's taxonomy places the organism in Eukaryota, Metazoa, Arthropoda, Insecta, Hemiptera, Aphididae. The coding region runs from base 456 to 806 and encodes 116 amino acids. The record is from RefSeq and is a predicted model, not a curated record. The transcript has 2 exons.
UAAUAAUACUCUGUGCUUGUUACUUGUAAUAAUUAUACUCCUAUAUACUAUACUCCUAAUAUUUACCUUCUAAAAUUGUUUUUCUUCACUUUCUGUUAAGCCGUAAUAUAACAAACUAUAUUUUCUACUCUUGUCUAGUAACUUUUAUAACUUUUAUCACUAGAAUUUUGGUGUUUGUUUAUGAUCUUACUUUCUACAUUUUUAAACAAUAACACUUUAACUGUUCAACCAAAUUUAAUUUGCUUUAUUUUUCUGAUUUAAUUGGAUCUAACCUUUAGUGCAUGUUGCAUGAAUUUAUCUAUACUGUUACAAGUUCCUGUUUACCAUAAUCCAUAAUCAUGUAAUACCUAUAUUAUUAUAAUUUAUAUGUAUACAAAGAGUAAUAAAAGCCUUAAAUAAUAAAUGGGAAAAGAUAAAACGAGAUGUUAAGCUAAGGUUAUCGGAAGAAAAAAAAAAUGCAUAAGACUGGAGGUGGUGUUGCAAAAACUUUUAAAAAAAUUGAAUUUUAUGAUAAUAUAGUGGAACUACUUGGUAUUUCAGCAGUUGGCCUUGAUAGUUGUUUUGAUUCUGACAUUGUUGCACAAGAACAUAACAGUUCUGACAAUAAUUUAAACAUCCUUAACAUGGAAGUUGAAAUUGAAAAUGUAGGCGAAAUAUUUAGUAUAAAAAAAAAUGAUUGGUUAAAACACACUUUUGGUCUAACAUAUUUGCAGCUUUCGGAAGUAUCAGAUUGUUUUUCAUUUGAUUUUAUGUCAGACAUCCCUGGAGACAGCAAAUAUGGUAGGUAUACGCCGAUUAUAUCUUAGAAAAUUAAUUUUGAUGAAAACUCGAAUUUUCCACCAAGUAUGUGGGCUUCACAUACAGCGAUAUUCAAAUGAACAUCGAACAAUUGUGAAUCUUUCCAUUCUCAUUUCAACGAACAAUUUUAUAAGGCACACCCAUAAUUUUUUACAUUUUUACAUAUACUUAAAGACAAAAUACAGACGGAUA